Messenger RNA from Eupeodes corollae, 2324 nucleotides. RefSeq lists its product as uncharacterized. Lineage: Eukaryota; Metazoa; Arthropoda; Insecta; Diptera; Syrphidae. Bases 290 to 694 code for a protein of 134 amino acids. The record is from RefSeq and is a predicted model, not a curated record. The transcript has 3 exons.
UCCACUUUUUAAGAAAAAUCGAGAUUUUACCUUUAAACACAUUAUUAUAAUGUGUACCUUAUAAAAAAAAAGAUCAGCGUCAAAAAUGUGCUGUUACUCUUUUUAUCAAAAUUUCAGUUUAAAAAUGGAACAAGUGGAACUAUCCGUAUAAAAGUGAAACAUGUUUCAAAUUGUUCUUCCAUUUUUUUUGCCAUUACCAUUGAAUGAGGAAAAUUGAAUGUGUAAUCAACUGCAAGUGCAUAACCUUUCUUAAAAUAAAGUUUUUUUUAAUACAUACAUAUAAUAAAGUAUGAGUGAUUUUAGUGUUUCUGAUUUGGAUUCUGAAUACCUUCCAAGCUGUGAAGAAGAAAAUGAUGAUUUUUCAAGUCCUAUUAUUGACAACUUCGAACCGUUAUGUAUUGAAACUGCGGGACCAUCAACUGAUUAUAAUUCAAAUUCAAAUACUCCUGGUGAGUCACCUAUUUUACAAAAUGAAACUGCAGUCAACUCUGAUACCCAAUCCCAUGCAGAAAUCCUUACGAGUACACAAGAAAGUCUACAUUCCGAACAAAACGAACAACUGAAAGGUAAGAAACGUUCAAGGAAUGUAAAAUCCUGGAAAGUAAAUGAAAGAAAAGUGAAAAGAAACACGGGGCAGAAGUACAUUACAGCAAAGGGUGUAACAGUUCCAAAAAAGAAAUUUAUAAAAAUUUAGACUGUGGCUGCAGAAACAAGUGUUUUAUUUCAUUAUCAGAGGAGGUUAGACAAAAAUUAUUUGACGAAUUUUGGAGUCUUGGAGACUUAAGUUUACAAAAUACAUAUCUCUAUGGACUAGUUAAAUCAAGUCCUAUACGCCAAAAUCGUCACAGGGGGGCUUCACUCAGAAACCAAUUUUUUUUUCAAAUAUUUCCUAAAAAGUGAAAACAUUACCAAAGCAGUAUGCAAAAAGUAUUUCCUAGCUACAUUCAAUACCACUAAUGGAAGACUUUUUAGAUGUAUUUCUAAAAAAAUGCAUCGGAGUGCAGUCAAGAACGACGUGGUAGAACGUCCUCUAGAGAAUUAGACGACUCUGAUGUUAUAGCUCAUAUACAGAGCUUUCCGGCGUACCAGAGCCACUAUUCUAGGGAAAAAAACCCUAACAGAAAAUACCUUAAUAGUGAACUGACGGUGAAAAAAAUGUACGAUUUAUAUAAAGAGAAUUGUAUAAAGGAAAAAACUGAACCCAAAAAACUUAAAUACUAUUACCAAAUUUUCAACACAAAGUUUAACUUACACUUUAAGCCUCCACAUCAAGAUACUUCUAAGCUUUGCGAUGAACUUGAUCUAAAAAUAAAAGCUGCAAGCGAUGAGGAUAUUAAGAAAAGUUUAUGUCUCCAGAAAGAUGAUCAUCAGCGUUUGGCAGAUACAGCUAGGGAUUCCCUAAAAAACCACUCAAAAAGAGUAGAGGAAGCAUAUAUAAUCACUUUCGACCUACAGAAGGCUCUUCCUUUUCCUAAGCUAACAGUGUCUGUAGCCUAAUAUAAAAGAAACUUAUAUUUAUAUAAUUUUGGUAUAUAUAAUGUGAAUAAUAACAUAGGAUAUAUGUACGUAUGGGAUGAAACUACAGGAGGACGGGGAUCUCAGCACAUUGCAACUUGUUUAGUCAAACAUUUAAAACAAAACGCUGCAUCUCAUUCCCAUAAUAUUGCAUACUCAGAUUCCUGUACUGGUCAAAACAGGAACAUAAAAACUAGCCUCUCUUUGUUAAGAGUUGUUCAGGAUAAUAACGUCAGCAUCAAUAUCAUUGAUCUUAAAUUCUUGGUGUCUGGUCAUUCAUAUCUCCCAAACGACGGUGAAUUCGGAGUUAUAGAAACUGCUAGCCGAAGGUAUAACCAAAUCCACAGCCCAGAGCAAUGGAUUGAAAUUAUAAAAAAUGCAAAACAAAAAGACCCACGUUUCACUGUAAUUGAAAUGCAGCGUGAAGAGUUUUUAAGUACGAAUAAUUUGGAAAAGGCAAUCACAAACAGGAAAAGAACAAUUUGUGGUCGUAGUUUUAGUUGGUAUAACAUAAGAUGGCUUCGGUUUCAACGGACAGAGCCUCUGCUAUUUCAAUUUAAAGAGACAUUGGAUCCUGAUGCAGAAUUUUAUAAAGUUAACCUAUCAAAGAAGAGGACUGGCAAACCUUUACAAAAUCUCUUAAAUAUUAAUCAAGAUAAACUUUAUCCUUCAAGGAGAAUUGUUACAGAAGCAAAAAAAAAGGAUAUGAUGGAUCUUUUGCCCUUCAUCCCACCUGUGCAUCAUCAAUUCUACAGAAAUUUACCACUUCAAGGAGUAACUCGUUCAUUAAAAAUCAACAGAACAGAAGA